UACCAGAUAUCAAAUCAUUAUUUUGACCAGGAAAUAAAUACAAUGCAUAAAUUAUGUAAUUUUGCAGCAUAUAACCUAAAAUAUAUUGUUUUAAUGUUUUUUCCUUUACCCAACAGAUAUGACGAUUUUUGAAUGGUGCAUGCAUAAGUUAUGCACGCUUUAUAAUGUUUGUUUUAUUAAGCCUAAACUGAGCCUAGCCAUCGUGAUUCAUCUCUCUCCCUCUCUUCCCUAUGGAGAACUCUGAACUUGUGGGUUUGGCUUGUGUGGAUGAAUGCAAUUCAGUCGCGAGCGUCAGAGACGGUUGAGCUCCACAGCCCACCUCACCUGAACCUCAACCUUUCCUUCAGGAAAACACAUUGAUUGAAAAAGGAAACAGAAGAACAUGUACUUGUUUAUUGUAUGUCAAUUUAUAAAUAUAGCUACAUAACAUUUCUAAAGAUCUCUGUUUAACUGAUGGUGAUGUAUCCUGAGGCGCACGACGUAUUGUUGGAGACGGCGAGGUGAAAACGCUGCCUGGGAAUCGAUUGUCAAACCUAAGGGCAGCUUGGUCUUUCUCUAAAAUCUGACAUGGCCAUGUCAUAAAUGGAUUCCCUCAGCUUAAUCAAUGGCUCCUCUGGGAGCAAAGAGCUGGCCAUCGGGGAGGAUUCAUCCGACUUGACUCUGAAUCAUCCGCUGUUGGAGUUGGGAGACAGCACCAAGUUUCUUGGGGUGCAGGUGGUCCUGAUCUUGGCAUACUCUACCAUCAUCCUUUUGGGCGUUGUGGGGAACUCCCUGGUGAUUUAUGUGGUUUACAAAUUUAAGACACUCCGUACCGUCACCAACUUCUUCAUUGCAAACCUAGCCGUGGCCGAUCUGCUCGUUAACACAUUGUGUCUCCCGUUCACGCUGGCUUACACUCUCCUCAGGGAAUGGAAGUUUGGACAAGUGCUUUGUUUCACUCUGCCAUACGCUCAAGGUCUCGCCGUCCACGUCUCUACAAUUACAUUAAACGUAAUUGCAUUGGAUCGGCAUAGAUGCAUCGUUUAUCACCUAGACACUCGAAUGUCAAAGGACACCUGCUUUCUGGUCAUUGCCAUCACCUGGGUGGUAAGCGCCGUUCUGGCAAGCCCACUGGCCAUAUUCAGGGAGUAUGGAAUCGUAGAUCUUUCUCCAGAUAACUCCAUUGAGGUUUGUGGAGAGAAGUGGCCUGACAGUAGUACAGACAGCACUCUAUACUCAAUCUCCACGCUGCUGCUGCAAUAUGUGUUGCCUCUAGCAAUCAUCUCUUUUGCCUACAUCCGUAUCUGGAGUAAACUCCGCAAUCACGUCAGCCCAGUUGGUCGCAAUGACAGGCAUCAGCGCCGCCGCAAGACCACCAAGAUGCUGGUUACCAUGGUCGUGGUGUUUGCGGUCAGCUGGUUGCCUUUCCACGCCUUCCAGCUCGCCAUUGACAUUGACCACAACGUGUUGGACAUGAAGGACUUCAGGCUUCUUUACACUGUUUUCCACAUUGUGGCCAUGUGCUCAACGUUUGCCAACCCACUGGUGUAUGGUUGGAUGAACCGGAACUACCGCAGCGCCUUUGUUGCGGUCUUCAGUUGCAAGAAACGGCUUGAUUUGUUGAACGCCGAGGGCCAGGCUGCCACAGCGGUUCGCAGCAAACCCAAAAAGGCUUUAGAAGCUCAAGAUAUAGUAACGACACAUCUCAAUGCAACAGAUGUCUGAGGUGAGCAUACUGAAAGGAUUCCUAAUGCCAGUUCAAAACUAUGGAGGAUUUAUUGUAGCGGGAACUUCCUGGUGAUUUGUGUGGUUUCCAAAUUUAAGACACUUCAUACCAUCACCGAUUUCUUCAUGGCACACCUUGCCAUGUCCGAUCUGCUUGUCAUCAAGGUGUGUCUCCCAUCUAUGCUGGCGUAGACUCUACUGUGGGAAAGGAGUUUGGAAGUGCUUUGCCUCACUCUCAAGGUCUUGCUGUCUAUGUCCCUGUGUUAAAUGAAAUUGUGCUGGUGGCAACUUCACAACAACAUGACCUAGCUAAAUUCUAUGUUGUGAACUUAAUGUUUGGAAGAUAAUCUGAUCAUCUUCUUCAAUUCGUCAUCUUCAACAAGAUGUGCAUGUUGGCUGAAUAUACUUACAUUUGAAGCAGGAACAUUUUCACAAAUAUUUCUGGAUCUUGCUGUGCAAAAUGCCUCUCCAUCUGUAGGAAAGAUGACUGUAUACAGUUUUGUUCAUCAUAGAAGAAGGUUCUUCAUCAUGAAAAAGUUUCAGAUGUUACCAUACGACAAAUUUGUGCUUUCUAAUCUUUAAGCAGCCAUCAUCUUGUGUGAACGUACAGGCGGGUCGUGCACUCAAAUGGCUCUGGAAAGUGUUAACAGCAAAUUGCUUCUCCUUUCAUCUGAAAGUAAUUUGCACAGAGGAACAGUGUGGUGGCACAGACUAACAACGGCAUGAAGACAGGGAGGUGUUUCUACCCCUGCGGUAUGAAUGUUUCAACACAAAGAUCUGUAUUAUCUCCUCCAUUAAACCUUGCGGGAUGUUCUGUCAGUUCAAUACUUUGAAAAUAUUAUGAAUGUAUUUCAUCUAAAAUACAUAACAAAGAAUUUUAUUUUAUCGUUGACAGGACUUGACGGAUCAAAGUGGAUUGUUCACUUGCUGUGGUUCACUUUUUAUAAACUUAACCCUUGUAAUGGGUUGGCAUGUGCAAAUAUGACAACAUACUGUAGAUGUGUACGUGAAAAAAGAAAAAGAUAAAAACAGUAAUGUAAAUGUGCUUUCUACUGUAUAUUGUUGUCAUCUGUAAAGCUGUCACAUUUGCAAUCAACAUGCCAGAUGAAUGUAAUUUCAAGAAAAAUCAGUAUUCUUCUAUGUAAGAAAAAUACCUGACACACAUGAUGUACAUAUAUAUAUCACACAGAGUAAUUCAUCUGCCUUUGAAAAUGUCACUUGUAGAAUUACUGAAUGAUGACAUGAAAACAUCCACUUAUUCCCCCAUGUUCUCCAAUUUCCUGAAGGAAAAUCGAAAGCUGCUUUAAAAAGCGAUGACUCACACAAGUUAUGGGUUUGCUGAUGUAUUUCUGUUGACAUGGAAGGUAUAUACCUGUCCACUGUAGAACUAAAUGUCUCCUUUUAACUUAAAUUGUCUGCAGGAAAUGAGAAAGCCACGUUUAAUUAGUACUAUGGGCUUCUGUGUGGAUCCUGCUUGAAUUUAGGAUGAGAAUUGAGAAUUGUUUGUAAAAUAUAACUGCAUUCAACUGCGCUAGUGUUGUUUUUGUUAAAGGAAUAUUCUGGAUUCAGUACAUGUUCUCUCUUGCGACAGAGAAUCAUUUUGACCAGUUCUUCAGCAUAUAAAAACAAACAAUAAUACAUUAAUGAUGGAAGUCUAAAAGGCAUUAUAUGGCAUAAAUGUUGAAAAGCACUGUGUAUAUUCUUAUGAAAAUCAUGUAAAGGCCAGUAACAGGAUAUGCACCAGAAAGGGACUGUUUAUUUGAAGAGUCACUCACAGGAAUUACAUCUGUAAUGCAUAACCAGAAAUUCAUCCGCAGAGAAAAAUAGUUCCGUUGCUAGGACACAAAGUUUUGCACUAAAGCGCAUUUCCAUUUUUACACCCCUUUGAAAUUACAUUAAAGUGCAUUUGUUUAUUGCAAAAAGCAAUUUGUCCACUACACAGAAUGCAAAAUCGCAGCUAGAACGUAUCUGAGCAAGAUUUUUGACCAGUUCACGGUGGGCAGGGCUGACAGCAUGGCACCAGCAUGACUGUAUUAUUUAUUUAGAAAUUAUUGUCUGUGGCAACAGCCUGCAGAUACUGAAACUUGUUUUAACAAGGGAAAGAUGAGUGAGUCAGAAUUCCAAAUAGUCAAGUGGUGCCUAAUUAUUUAGUUGACUUUUUAUUUUAUUUUCCACAUGUAGCACAAACACACAGCCAACAAAAUCACCAGUCCAGUUUUGCUUCAGGGAUCUCAGUUCACACAUCAAAACCUGUUUGUCUGUGUGAAGGUCUUACAAAAACAGCCACCAGCCCUUUAUAGUUUUUAAUUAUUAUAUUUACAUGAGCGUGAAUGCUUUUACCUGGCACAUUUUGAGAAAACACUGAAAACAGACUUUCACUCUGCAAACCAUUUACAAUGUAACAUACAGUACUUUUGAACAUGUAUAUUUGUGGGUCUGUUUUUGUGAAAUGUUGUUUGUAUUAACAGAUGUGUUUACAUUUAAAAACAUUAUGUACCAAAACUUUGGUUGAUACUGACCAAAUUGUGCUGUGAUAUGUUAAAAUUAUUUUUUAAUGUAUAAUUCACAUUUUAUUUAUAUAUAUAUUUGCGAUAUAGAGGAUGAAAAACGAAGAUAAUGGCUCAAAGGGUCUUUGUAAAUAAACUUAUUUGAAUUCAAUCUCACAAUAAAAUUGAAGCUAGCUGUUUAACUAUUGCUGAUUGUCCUUAUCUCAGGAUUUUGUUUUCACACGGUGCUUUAGAUGACCGUUCAUGCCAUUCUAAUAUACACAGACAUCAAGCAAUCCCUCUCUAAGCCACUCUUCCGGCGAUUUGCAUG
Onychostoma macrolepis is the source of this 4521-nucleotide messenger RNA. It is a transcript of the gene npy2rl, whose product is annotated as neuropeptide Y receptor Y2, like. The record is from RefSeq and is a predicted model, not a curated record. Gene Ontology annotation, biological process: G protein-coupled receptor signaling pathway. Gene Ontology annotation, cellular component: membrane. The coding region runs from base 583 to 1704 and encodes 373 amino acids. Lineage: Eukaryota; Metazoa; Chordata; Actinopteri; Cypriniformes; Cyprinidae. The transcript has 5 exons. Gene Ontology annotation, molecular function: neuropeptide Y receptor activity.